Molecule: messenger RNA, 2162 nt
Organism: Camarhynchus parvulus
Lineage: Eukaryota; Metazoa; Chordata; Aves; Passeriformes; Thraupidae
Gene: HSPB2
Product: heat shock protein family B (small) member 2
Exons: 2
Coding region: 101-646 (181 amino acids)
Biological process (GO): response to heat; protein refolding
Molecular function (GO): structural constituent of eye lens; protein folding chaperone
Source: RefSeq, a predicted model, not a curated record
GCUGGGGAGGCAAGAAGAAAAAAAGGAAAGAAGGAAGGGAAGAAGGAAAGAAGGAAGGGAAGAAGGAAGGAAAAAGGAAGGUGUCUGUCCUGGACACGCCAUGGCCGCCCGCACCGUGCCCCACGCCUACCCCAUGAGCUCUGAGUAUGAAUUUGCCAACCCCAGCAAGAUCUACGACCAGAACUUUGGAGAAGGUGUUUCCCCAUCGGAGAUUUUAGCCCCUGCCCUGUACCACGGCUACUACAUCCGCCCCCGCAUCAACAAGCAGCUGGAGAGGGGCACCUCGGAGGUCUGCCUGAACCAGCACAAGUUCCAGGUGUUCCUGGAUGUUUGCCAGUUCCUGCCCGACGAGCUGAGCGUCCGCACCGUGGACAACCUGCUGGAGGUGGCGGGGCAGCACCCGCAGAGGGCCGACCGCCACGGCUUCGUCUCCAGGGAGUUCACCAGGACCUACAUCCUGCCCCUGGACGUGGACCCGCUGCUGGUCAGGGCCACCCUGUCCCACGAUGGCAUCCUGAGCAUCGUGGCUCCCCGCACGGGCAGGGAGGUGAAGGCCAGAGUGAACGAGGUGCAGAUCACCCAGCAGGAGCAGCCCCUGGGGAAGGAGGAACGGGCUGAGGAAGGAAAAGAGAAGGAAAAGUCCUAAAGGCUGCAGAUCUGGGAAGGUGUGGGGGGACAGGGAUGGGGAAUCUGCAGUGCCAGAGCCCUGUUUGUCACCAUCAGUGUUUAGCAGCCUCACUUCUGCUUCUCGAGGCUGAUGGCUGGGAACAAAAGGGACUUGGAACUGGAAAAAAGAGUGGGGCUGAAGUGUGAGUGUGAGUGUGACUGUAAUGCAAGUUUUCUCCUAGGUCAGGUGAGCGUGCAGGGAGCUCUGCUCUCCCCCCAGGGUCACUCCUACCCUUAGCUGUGAGGCUGUGACUCCAUGGACUGAGCUCUAGCCCAGAAGGGCACUGGGAAGAGAGCAAAGGGGAUCCCAGAGCCUGGAUUCUGAGCUGGGGGCUGAGAUUCCUGGCUGUGCAAGGUGGGUGUUGGUCUGUCAAAGUGCCUGCAGCAAUCAGGAGGAGAGAGGAAUAAAUCUGCCUCUGCUCUUCUCUUGUUUGCCUUGGAUUGGUGUGGCUGCUGUGCAGCAGGAAGGGCGGGCAGAGGCACCCACCUCUGGAAGUGGCACCAGUGGGGACAUGGAGGGGCCGUGGCCACCUCUGUGCCUCACCCCCCUGGCCCAGCUGCUGCUUUGGGGAGCCCAGAGUGAGGUGACCUCAGGGACAAAAAGGUGAGGAGGAGUGAUGAGCCCUUGGCAGGUCCCUGAGCACCUCCAGCGCUGCAGCUGGAAUGAGCCCAAUUAAUGGGGCACAAAUUAAUGCCCAGCACAGCCUGUGCCUGCUCAGCCCUUUAACUACGGGACAUCCUUCACACCCAGAUUCUGGGCGAGGACUGAACCCAAAAUCCCAAAGGGAGAGGCUCUGCUCAGACCCCCAGUGCCUGGCUGGUGCCCCAGCAGGGAGGGGCUGCACUGGGCCCCUUUUGCAGACACUGUGAGCAAUGUCCCCGUGAUGGGGACAGGGAUCGUGUGUGCUGCUGCUGGCAGCUGCUGCCCCGGGGCUCAGCAGGUGACAGUUGCCACCCUUGUGUCAUCAGGGCCGAGCCAGGCACACAGAAUGCUGUGUCAGUGCCUAAAUUUGGGGGGGGGCUGGCAUGCCUGAGUGCAGCUCUCCCAACAGAGAGGAGGGGAGGCUCCAAAAUCCUCAGGGAUGUGAAUUCCCCCUCUCCCUGUGGCUGUGCCCACCCCACUGUGGGGCCAGCAAUGCCCAGGGUAGCAAUGCCAGGGCAGCAAUGCCAGGGCAGCAAUGCCCAGGGUAGCAAUGCCCAGGACAGCAAUGCCCCCUCAGGCCCCCAGCACAUCCCUUGGGACUGGAGCACAGAUAUGAGGCUGAUUUUUGUCCCCUGCCAGUCCAAGAGCAGGGCACUGCCCAGCUAUUUUCAGCUCCCUUCUGCUUCCCAGGGCACUGCCAGCCCCGGGAUCAGUCAGAUGAGGAGCAGCCCUGCCAGGCUCAGGGGGCACAGUGAGGGCACUGAGUGCAGGGCAGGUGCCCCCAGUGCCCGACCUCCUGCCCUGACCCCUGCAGUAGAACCAGAUAAAGUGCCAAAAUAAAAAAUCACCUUUC